AUGUCUUCCGGAGUUGCUUGGGGGUGUUGUAGCGAAGUGGGUGAUGGUGAAAAAUUUCUUGCUUAUUCGCGCUGUAAAGAAAAGUACCAUCUCUCUUGCGUAGGGGUUGAUGAAAAUUUUUGCACCCCUAAAAGAUGUGCAUCUUGGAAAUGCCCUACCUGUGUUAGCUCGCUGCCAAGAAAAGGUAUAGAUGAAAACACACCUAUUCGUAACGUACCAGCAUCUAGGUGCAAUAAGCGACCCGCCAUAAAUUCACCCCCUGAGAUUAUGCGUACAGACUCCAUCACGCGUGACGACAUCAGCGACAUCGUCCAAAGUAUAAUGCAGAGGAAAUUUGACGAAAUGCUUUCUAAGCUGAACAGCACCCUUUUGGCCGCUCUAAAUGAAAAAUUAAAACCAAUUCAGAAUGAAAUGUUAGAUAUGAUUAAAUCCAUGGAACACAUGAGCGAACAAUUUGAAGACGUAUUACGGGAACAGAAAUCUACUCAAGACUCACUUAUGGAAUUGAAAACCGAAAAUAAGUAUUUGAAAUCUACUGUUGCUGAUCUAACAGGUAGAAUUUGUCAAUUAGAACAACAUUCUCGGGCUAAAAACAUUGAAAUACAAUGCGUACCUGAAAAGAAACACGAAAAUCUAAUUAAUAUCGUUACUGAGAUAGGGAAAGUCGUAAACUGUAAGUUAACAAGCGAGCAAAUCUUAACUUGCACUAGAGUUGCAAAAUUACAACGUGAAACAAAUCGACCACGCUCUAUUGUAGUUGAAUUCGUCUCACCUAGAUUGCGAGAUGGAAUGCUUGCUGCUGUAAUAAAAUAUAACAAAGCUAACUCAGAUGAUAAAUUAAAUAGUGAACGGAUUGGUAUUUCUGGAGUAAAAACGCAGAUCUACGUUGCUGAGCACCUUUCUCCUGCUAACAAAAUGCUUCAUGCUGCUGCGAGAAUUAAGGCUAAGCAGAUGAAUUACAGAUUUACUUGGGUCAGAAACGGCCGUAUAUUUGUGCGCAAAGAUGAAGAGUCGUCCUUUAUCUGGAUAAAAGACAAUAGUUCUUUGGAUAAAAUCAUUUAA
Pararge aegeria (speckled wood butterfly) is the source of this 1062-nucleotide messenger RNA. RefSeq lists its product as uncharacterized. NCBI's taxonomy places the organism in Eukaryota, Metazoa, Arthropoda, Insecta, Lepidoptera, Nymphalidae. Bases 1 to 1062 code for a protein of 353 amino acids. The record is from RefSeq and is a predicted model, not a curated record. The transcript has a single exon.